UCAAUCCUUGGAGCUCCCCACUUUCUCUCUUCCCCCACUCUCUCUCUAGACUCUCUGUACUGCUCAACAAUGGCACUUCGAAGAACGCUAUCAAAGCGCCUAUUCAACAAAUCCACAGACCCCAUCUCCACUAAUCAUUCACAGUUCCAAACACCUCCAACGGCGUCCAAAGCAAACUUCCACCGCGAAUUCCUAACCUCGCCGGGCUCCGCCGACGCUGGAUUCCUCCACCAGUUCCUCCACCGCCGUUCGAUUAACCAUCCCGAUUUCUUCCCCUUUCCGAUCGGUGAAAGUCUAAAGGAGAAACAUGGAUCGACCGAAAAUCUGAAGGAGAAACAGAGACUGAUAAAUUUAACCGCCGGAGGGGAUCGGCUGCGGCUGGACGGGCUGGUGCCUCCAGCGGCGGAGGUUUCGGAGUCAUUGGGCGGAAUCACGGUCGAGGAAGCGAGGAAAAUCGCGAGGAGUACGCAGUUGGAGAAGGUCAGAUCGGCGUUGAGGAGGAUUCCAGCGAACUCGAUUUCGUACGGCGAGUAUGUCCAGGCGUGCGUUGAGGUUUGUUUGAAUCGUGAUCAAGGCGUGGAGUUCGCCAAGAUGUUGGACCAGUCUGGAAACGUCAUCGUUCUGGGCAACGUAGUGUUCCUUCGGCCGGAGCAGGUGGCAAAAACAAUGGAGAAGGUAAUUUCCAGUUCCAUAGCCAUCCCAAACGACCCAAGAAGGAAAGAGCUCGAAAAGCUGGAGAAGCAAAAGGCAGCCAUCGACAAGAAAGCCCAACAGCAAGUCCAGACGGAGCUCUUGGGUGGGUUGGGCUUUGUAGUCUUACAAACACUGGGCUUCAUGAGGCUCACUUUCUGGGAACUGAGUUGGGACGUGAUGGAGCCCAUCUGCUUCUUCGUCACGUCGCUGUCGUUUCCCUUGGCCUGCGGGUUCUUCCUCAGGACGUCGAAAGAGCCCACUUUCGAAGGGUUCUUCCGACGUCGCUUCAAGGUGAAGCAAAAGAAGCUUAUGGAAACUCAUCAAUUUGAUUCGGAAAAGUACAACGAGCUUUGCAGGGCUUUCUAUCCGAACUACGACUGCGACGUUAGAAAAUACGCGGAUUUUUCGGGUUUGGAUUUUGGCGGAGGAUCGGUUUUUGGUGCUGUGCAUCGGUAGAAAAUAAAAACGUAGAGUGAGAAUUCCGAGAUGGAUAAAUCGAGACUUUCCUAUACUGUAAAAAUUCAUAAAUGACUUUUUCUUCUUAUAUGGAGCUAUAAAUUUUGGAAA
Messenger RNA from Rhododendron vialii, 1260 nucleotides. RefSeq names its product calcium uniporter protein 4, mitochondrial-like. Bases 70 to 1149 code for a protein of 359 amino acids. Gene Ontology annotation, biological process: mitochondrial calcium ion homeostasis; calcium import into the mitochondrion. The record is from RefSeq and is a predicted model, not a curated record. Gene Ontology annotation, cellular component: mitochondrial inner membrane; uniplex complex. The transcript is spliced from 3 exons. NCBI's taxonomy places the organism in Eukaryota, Viridiplantae, Streptophyta, Magnoliopsida, Ericales, Ericaceae. Gene Ontology annotation, molecular function: uniporter activity; calcium channel activity.